Budorcas taxicolor (takin) is the source of this 2459-nucleotide messenger RNA. RefSeq names its product apolipoprotein L3-like. Gene Ontology annotation, molecular function: lipid binding. NCBI's taxonomy places the organism in Eukaryota, Metazoa, Chordata, Mammalia, Artiodactyla, Bovidae. The transcript has 5 exons. The coding region runs from base 235 to 1359 and encodes 374 amino acids. Gene Ontology annotation, cellular component: membrane; extracellular region. Gene Ontology annotation, biological process: lipoprotein metabolic process; lipid transport. The record is from RefSeq and is a predicted model, not a curated record.
GCUGGCAGCUGCAUCUGCACAGCUGAGAACACCUGGAUCUUGUUCACACUCAGCCAGAGGAAAACCCCUGGAUGGCUGUCUCCUGUCUGAUUGCCUUCUCCCCGUGCCCCAACAGGAGAGCAGGACUCUGACUCAGCUUGGAAGGAGCUGCAGGAGGGUGAAGCCACACCUCCUCCCAGCCUGACUUGGACGGGUGAGCUGAAGAGACAUCUCCGAGACCCUGCUGCUGCCAUCAUGAGCUCCACAGACCUCGUUUACUGCUCAGAGAGUGAAACUGUUUUUAAAGUUGUUGUUGAGCGUUCCCAGGUCACACAACAGAAACUGAAGGUCGUACUCCAAUAUACGAAGAAAUUUGUAGCUACUGCCAGUUUACCCAGGAAGGAGGCAAAGGCACUACAUGAAUAUCUGAACAGCCUGAAAACAAACAUGAGUGGGAAGGACCCAUGCACACUCCAACAAGACCAGCUGGACAGAAAGACGUUUUUGGAGGAGUUUCCUGAGAUGAAACAGGACCUGGAGGAAGACACAGAAAAGAUCCGUGCUUUUGCAGACAAAGUUGACAAGGUGCACAAGGACUGCACAAUCUCCAAGGUGGUGGCCCACUCCACUGGCGCUGUGUCUGGCAUCCUCAGCAUCGUUGGCCUGGCUCUGGCACCUCUGACAAUGGGGGCCACUCUGCCUCUCUUGGCCACUGGGUUAGGGCUCGGCAUAGCGUCUACUGUGACCAGUGUGUCCACCAGCAUCGUGGAACACGUAAACACAUCAUCAGCAGAAACCAAAACCAUUCAACUGCUGUCCCGUGACAGAAAGAGAUGGAAGGUAAUCAAAGAUAUACUCCUUAACAGGAAACUUCAAAUUAUUUCUGCAACGAGGUCAUUCAUCAGUGUCCUACAAACCAUUGAGAAGAAUUUCCAAUUUAUCAGGGUGAUAGAAGGCAGCCCUGCCUUAGCAGCCAAAGUCAAGUUCUUCAUAACCAAUGGGAAAACCUUCAUUCAUGGCAGCGUUCAGGUGCCAAAAACUUUUGGCGGCAUAGCUUCAACAAUGGCAAAAGGAGUCCGUAUCACUGGCAUAGUCAUGUCAUGUAUCGGCCUUGUGAUAGAUGUGGGCUUCCUGGUGAAAGAGUCAAUACAUUUACAUGAUGGAGCAAAGACAGAGUCAGCUGAAAAGCUGAGGCAGCGGGCCCAGGAGUUGGAAAGCAUAUUGGAGCUACUCACUGAGAUCCAUGAGAAUCCGGCAGGAGGGCUUGAUUCUCUCAACCCCAGAGGAGUGCAGGGACCAGGGACAUUUGCUGAGUGUCUCAGAGGCAGAUUGUUAGAGGGGAAAAGGAGGGGAGACAGCAUUGAUGGUCCUGGGUGUUAGGAAUUUGGCAUUUCUGGAGCUGAGCACAGCAAGGGAGAGAUGGAUGCAGGUGGCAGAUGAGGGCAAAGAAAGAGCCUGGAGCCCGGACUAAGGGAGGAAGGGGGCUAAAGAGUGAGGGCAGGGGAGAAACCACUUAUUUUGGAUUAAAGAACACACUGGGGGUAGAAUAAAGGGAAAGGCAGGUGGAACUAGCUGUGGAAGGCCAGGAAUACGAAAGGUUUGAAAAUGAGGGAAAGUCAGAGUGAGGACUGUUGGGAUAUAGGAGAAGUAGCUGGGGCUCCUCUAUCGCCCUCCUCAGGGUGUGAUGUCCCAGCGAGAAGAGUCUGCCACUGGUGGUGUUCUCCAGCCCUGUGUCUCCAGCAUCAGCUCAGCUUCGAUCCCAGCAGGUUUUUAUUAAUUAGGCAGGGACUUCAUUGUUUGUUUGUUUGUUUUUAUCGAAGUGUAGUUGGCUUACAGUAUUGUGUGGGUUUCUGGUGUACAGCCAAAUGUAUUGAUGACACAUGUAGUUUUGUGUGCUAUACAGUAAAGCCUUAUUAUUUGUCUAUUUUAGGUAUGGUGGUGGGCAUCUAUUAAUCACAUAUCCCUAUUUACCCUUCCUCCCCUUUCCUCUUUUGUACCAUAACUUUGUUUUCUUUGUCUGUGAGGCUGUUUCUGAUUUGUAAAUAAGUUCAUUUGUACUACUUUUUAGAUUCCACCUAUAAAUGAGACCAUACAAUAUUUGUCUUUCUCUGACUGACUUACUUCAUUUACAAUAAUCUCUAUGUCAAUCCAAGCAGAAAAUACAGCAUUGUUUUAUGCUUGUAUGGCUGGGUACUAUUCCAGUUAUUUCGCAUCUCUUUUUUUCUAUUGAUGGACACUUAGGUUGCUUCUAUGCUAUUAUAAAGACUGCUGCUAUGAACAUUGGCGUGCAUGUUACUUUUUGAUUAGAGCUUCUGUCUUUUCCAGAAGUGCUGACUCAUACAAUAACCCUAUAUUUAGUUUUUUAAGGAAACUCCAUGCUUUUCCACGGGCUUCCCAGGUGACUCAGUGGUAAAGAAUCCACCUGCCAAUACAAGAGACGUGUGUUCGAUUCCUGGGUUGGCAAGAUCCCUGGAGAAGGA